UAGUCGUUGUAAAAUGGAGGAUAAGGGUGAAUACAAAGUAAGAGCAGAGAACUCUUUCGGCAGGAGAGAGGAGGUAGCUCUGCUCAAGGUUGAAGAGUUGAAGAAGAAUCCAUUACAAGAGAUACAACUCCCAUGGGAACUCCACGGCAGAAAGCCUUGGAGGAGAUUGAGGUGGAGUUACCUCAAGACGAGCCUCCAGAUUUCUCCUUCUCCCUCAGACCUCGCGUCAUCCAGGCAGGUGUGGGCUUCAAGCUGCUCUGCUGUGUACAGGCCAGGCCACAUCCAAAGGUGACCUGGUAUAAGAAUGGGCGCGAGCUAAGAAGUGAUGACCACUAUGACAUCAUCUACUCCAGUGGAGUCUGUUCCCUGGAGGUGCUCAAUGCCGAGGUGGAGGACACCGCCACAUACAAGUGUAUUGCCAUCAACGAGCUGGGAGAAGAGGAAACCAGCUGCAGAGUUGUUGUGGAAGAUUUUGGGAAGAAGGCAAAAGAACGUUUCCAGAAAAAACCUAAGGGUUUGUCACAAGAGAAAGACUCUCUUCUAACAACUGGUGUGUCCAGAAGUGUACGUCGUACAAAGUCUGGUGCAAUGAUGGAUGAGUUUGAGACGGAUGAUGGCAUGUCAGUCCGGCACUCCAAGAGGACAGAGGAAUACUUUUGAAGAAUCUGUGUCUAGCAGUAGAAAAUAACA
Messenger RNA from Liolophura sinensis, 690 nucleotides. Its product is annotated as myosin-binding protein H-like. NCBI's taxonomy places the organism in Eukaryota, Metazoa, Mollusca, Polyplacophora, Chitonida, Chitonidae. The record is from RefSeq and is a predicted model, not a curated record. The coding region runs from base 133 to 660 and encodes 175 amino acids. The transcript has 6 exons.